Molecule: messenger RNA, 2400 nt
Organism: Etheostoma spectabile (orangethroat darter)
Lineage: Eukaryota; Metazoa; Chordata; Actinopteri; Perciformes; Percidae
Gene: fam114a1
Product: family with sequence similarity 114 member A1
Exons: 13
Coding region: 131-1942 (603 amino acids)
Source: RefSeq, a predicted model, not a curated record
AGACAAUAGUUGUGGAUGAGGCAGUGAACUGUCUUGUCUCCUGAUACUCUUCGGUGCAGUCAUCUACUCCACUGGCCUGCCGACGUGGCGGGGCGGAAGACGAGCCGCUGGUGGCACCAUAAGGAUCACCAUGUCCCAGACUGAUGCAGACCCCUAUGCUGACAUCAACCCUUCACCCACCCAACCCCCUAACACAGACCCUGGUCUCUGUCAGGAUGUCCCAGCAGCCUUUGCACUGCCUUCAGGUCCUCUGCAACCCCCUUUGAUCCCUGAGAGUUUCAACCUCCCACAAUCCAGCACUGAGGAGCCGACUACAGAGGACACCACCAUGACUAACGCUUCAGAGUGUCCAACUGACCAACCAGAGCCUGCCCCUGAGGGUCAGGUGAUCAUAUGUGACCAACCAGUAAGCCUGGAGCCAAACGAAGAGGCUGCAGAGGAGGAUGUGGAGAGGUCACUUCAGGAGAAAGAAAAAGGUUGGGGAGGUUGGAGUUCAUGGGGAAAAUCUCUUCUGAGCAGUGCCACUUCCACAGUGGGCCAGAGCCUUACCUCAGUUAAAACCAAGGCAGGAGAAGCUCUGCGUCUCCACAGGACCUCAGUAGGAGAGGAGGCACAAGAAGAGGAGGAGGGAGCCGAGGGGGAGAAGAAAGAGGAAGGAGGUGAAAGUGGAGAGACUGAGCUGUCCAGUUCUGGGGAGUAUAUUGUUAGUGCUGCAGCCUCUGGCAGGGGAGUCUUCUCUACAAUCACACACGCUGUGCAGAACACAGGUAAGUCAGUGAUCAGUGGAGGUUUGGAUGCCUUGGAGUUUAUUGGAAAGAAGACCAUGACUGUUCUUGCUGAGACUGACCCGGGUUUCAAAAAAACCAAGACCCUGAUGCAGAAGACUGUAUCGCUGAGUCAGAUGUUAAAGGAAGCCAAAGAGAAAGAGCGGGCCCGUCUGGGCACCCAUCCAAUCAGUGCACCCACAGCUCACUACGGUAUUCUGUUUGACGACUACCAGGGCUUGUCACACCUCGAGGCCCUGGAGAUUCUGUCCAAUGAGAGUGAGGUCAAGGUCCAAGCCUUCCUCUCCUCUUUGGUGGAAGAGGAGCAGGAGGAGGUGAAGAAGGAGCUGAUUUUCAUCAAGAACAUCUUCAUCAAGCAAGAGGAAGGAGAGGAAGAGGAAAAAGACAAAGAGGAGGAAGAAGGAGGAGGAGAACAGACGAAGGAUAACGGUGAUCUUAGUUCCCAAUUACACUGUUCUACCCCCCUGUCGGCCGAUGGCGAGGAGUUUGUGAGCGUUCUCACUGAGCUGCUGUUUGAGCUUCAUAUUGCUGCAACGCCAGACAAACUCAACAAGGCUCGGAUGAAGGCCCAUGAUUGGGUGAGCAUGGUGGAACAGCCUGUCACUACGGAGACGGUUGACAAGGAAAUGCAGGACCAGCCGGCGGUAGAGACCUCACCUGGAGAGAAGGGAACGGAGGAGAAGAAAAAAAAUGGAGAGCAGGGGGAGGAGGUGAAGGAAGGAGAGGAAAAAAAGGAGAAAGAGAACGACCCCAGAUCUGUAGAGGCUGUGUACCUGUCAUCAGUCGGCAGUCUUGCAGAAGUGACUGCUCGCAGUAUCGAGCAACUCCACAAGGUGGCAGAACUCAUUCUCCACGGCCAGGACCUGGAGAAACCAGCAAGAGACCAGGCACACAUCCUCGCCAAGUUGACAUAUGCCAUGUGUAAGGAGGUGGAGUGUUUGGCCAAGACGUUCUCUGAUACACUGCUUUUUGUUGGGGGUCAGAGGAAAGCAGAGGAGUUGAAUCCGCUGGUAGAUAAUGUGCUAUUAGAGGGCUAUAACUGUACAAACUACAUUGAGAAUGCAUUGCAACUGCUGCUGCCCAUCCUCCAGAUCUCCCACAUCCAGAGCCAGCACUGUGGGUCCACCACAGAACCAGCAGCACAGAUACAGCACUAACACACACAUACACACACACACACACACACACAAACACACACAAACACACACACUUACACACUUACACUCUACCUGCUCACCUGCUUGUCUUAAUGUAUCUAUUGUUGUACAGAAAAGUAUACUGUAUAGAAUAGAUUAUUACAGAUGAAGUGCUUAAAUCUACAUUCAAUGCCAUAGCAACAGGCAGAAUAUGUUUUAUACAUACAAUACAUAAUAUAAUCUUAAAGUUUAACACAUGCGGGUUGUAUGUAUGACUCUUCCACAUUGUGUCUCUGAAUGUUAUUUUGACUGAGUUAAUAUUUUGCUUUGUUGUUCAGAGCUGAUUCGAGCUCAACUGUGACACAUUCUGUCUGACAAAACAAAGAUGUCUCUGGAUUGUCUUCAAAAUUGAACCAAAUUUGACUGAUUGUGUUGAAGUGACUCUCCAUUAAUGUAUAUUAAGCUUCCUUUGCACUCUU